CUCGUUGUUUGUUAUAGUAUUAUGUGUCUGUCACAUAACAAACCGGCAAUGACUUGCUGGCAGCUUUAGCUAGGGGGCUAACUAUCAGCCGCAUGACGGAGGAGGUCACGCCAAACUCCGUUUAAAAUAAUCACAAUAUUACACCUACUCGCUUUUGAUCAGUAUGUAACGUUUUAGGAUUGGUCUGCCUCUUAUUCCUUCCAUCCCCGACCAUCAAAAGACACCACGGUUGGUGGCAGCGAGCAUUAUCGGUUAUACUGAGGUCUUGAGGCACGUUUUCUGGUGUAGUUAGGUGGCAUUUGCCUGACGUGAAUGUUAAGGUAUACUAGAUUAUUCCGUGAGCGGAGUUUGGUGUGCGGUGCCCUCCCACCCACAGGGGUGACGUUGUAGUUAAACCGCAUUGUUGAGGGGCUCAGAUGUUCAAUCUGCAGCAGCUGAACAGAGGAUUUAUCAGUCGAAAAGAAACCUCAAAGAUAAAGCCCAGGUCGCGAUGAGCGUCCCCUGUUUCUUGACCUCCGCUGCCCGAAGCUUCAGCCUGCCGUGUCCCGCCGCCGGAGUGCUCUGCUGCCGGCUGCUGGGCCCCAGCUCCGUCACAAGAAGAAAUAUGUCCUCCAAAAGGCAAAUGGACCAUCUAGAGAGAACAGCGAGCAACUCCAGACAAGAUGCUUUGUAUCCAGCUCAAGUAUGUGGCAUCAUAAAUGAGUCAGAGAUGGUGAAACGUUUGAGAAUAGCUGUCCAUCCAGACUUCACCUUCAAAGCAGGACAGUGGGUGGAUUUCUUCAUCCCCGGCAUGGAGAAGGUGGGAGGUUUCUCCAUGUGCUCCAGCCCGGGUUUGCUGCAGAGGGAGGGCAUCGUUGAACUGGCCAUCAAAUACACCAAACACCCCCCAGCGCACUGGGUCCACACCACGUGUACAGUGGGCUCCCGGGUGGCAAUGCGUGUCGGCGGGGACUUUUUCUUCGACCCGUCACCCUCUGACCCAUCCAUGGAUUUGCUGCUGGUGGCCGGUGGCGUAGGGAUCAACCCCUUGUACUCUAUCCUGUUGCACACCACAGAUCUGCUGCAUCUCAACCAAGCCUCUGGUGGGCGGGACUAUAACAUAGGCUCUGCCCACCUCUGCUACAGCGCCAAGAACACCCAAGAACUGCUCUUCAAGAGCUCCAUCAUUGAGGCAUGUCGGGAGUUCCCUGACAAGUUCUCCUGUGACUUCCACGUCACGCAACAGAGCACAGACGUUGACCCGCACCUCCAGCCAUUUCUCAACCGCGGGAGAAUCACAGAGGAGGAGUUGCGGGCUCAUGUGGACCCGCAGAGGACUUUGUGUUUCCUGUGCGGCCCCCCGCCCAUGAUCGAAGCAAUUUCAAAAACUCUCAUGGACUUCGGCCUCCCGAAAGACAGAAUCCUCUUCGAGAAGUGGUGGUAGAACCUAUUAUGCUUCCCAGAAACCUACAGGGUUGUCCUCCUGGCUAGUGUUCCUUUUUGCAGUCUUCAGGGGGAGGAUGUAUGGGGUGUGGUGAGAGUGGGAAAUAUCUGAAAUAUUCCAGUGAUAUGGACUUUAAUAUGAGUGCUCAAAUACUUGAGGAAAUUCACCCUCUGAUCUCUGCUGCUGCAACCUGUGCCUGAUCUGUGAUAGACAGCUGGGACCGCCCACUCUUCAGCUAGCUGCUGACUCACAAAGACAAUAGAGAUGAGUUUUAUUUCUUAUAAUCUAAAAAGGACUGUGAAAAGACAUUUUUCAGCUCACUGCCUUGCUGAAUGUUACAACAAACCUGCAACUCCAGAGUCCCCUUCAUGUGUAUGAUAGACACAUUGUGACAAAGAUGUUACACAUCUUCAAAUCGAUCUAAUUUCCAAUGUAUUUCAUAAGUGAUGCUUAGUUUUACCCCAAAUUUUAACCUAAAUGUUUACUCACUAAUUUCCCUAUGCAAGCAUGUAUUAAAGCAAUAAUUUGAUAUUUUCGGAAAUACACUUAUUUGCUUCCUUGCCAAGAGUUAGAUGAGAAGAGCAAUACCAUUCUUGUACCUGUUUGUUAAUUAUGAAGCUACAGUUAGCAGCUGUUUAGCUUAGCAUAAAGACUGGAAACAGGGGGAAACAGCUAGCCUGCCAGGCCCUGUCCAAAGGUAACAAAAUCCACCUACCAGUACCUCUAAAGCUCAGUAUCUCAUUUGUUUCAUUCAUACAAAACAUAGGUGUAAAACGACACGUUAUGUUUUUAUUGGGGGGUUAUGUGCCAAACUGUACGGAUGAAAGAAAAGAGAUAUAACAGGUUAAAUAGUGAGCUUUAGGCAGAUUUUGUAAACUUCGAACAGAGCCAGCUAGCUGUUUCCCCCUGUUUCCAGUCUUUAUGCUAAGCUAAGCUAAGCAGCUGUAAGUGUGGUAUUGCUCUUCUCAUCUAACUCUGCAAGAAAGCGAAUAAGUGCAUUUCCCAAAUUGUCAAACUAUUGCUCUAAAGUCCCUAGGAUGUAGAGGAUCAGUGCAAACAAUAGCAAUCUAUACUUUUAUUUUAUACUAUACAGUUUAAGUGUUUUAUGAGUGACUCAUUUUCUUUUAUCAAAAUAUCUCUGCUAAUUUAAUCAGAUGUGUUCUUAGAAGUGCUCUAUGUGUAUAUAUACUUAUUGAAAUAACUCGGAGCUAUUUAUUUGCAGAACUGAAGAUUUUAGAUUUCUUUGGCUGAUUAGUUUGAGUUACAUUGGAGCAAUUGUUUUUCACAUUUUACUCACAAACUUCACAGAGUGUAUUUUUAGACUCAAAAACCUAACAAUCUCCCACAUAUUGGCCAGUGUCCUGCCUGUUUUACUCACUUGCACACUGUUAUAUGCAUAUACAGUGCCUAUCUCACAGGCACACUUCCACAUACCCAUUAAUGGUUUCUCAUCCCGGGGUGGAGUGAGUAUCCCAUGGUGCACUGUAAUGGAACCUCCAGGUGGUCUCUGAUUGGCUUGGAUCACUAAACAUCCCUCAGAGAUGGUUGCGAGCUUCUUGUUGUCGUCUCAGUGGGGUUUGCGCUGUUGAAACUCAUUUUUGAGUUGUUUCUGCGUUUCUUCCUCAUAUGAGGAAAUUGUUUAUGCUGGUAAGGUGAGAUUUCAAGCAAAUAAAGGAAAUGAAAGGAGUCAA
Molecule: messenger RNA, 3114 nt
Organism: Siniperca chuatsi (mandarin fish)
Lineage: Eukaryota; Metazoa; Chordata; Actinopteri; Centrarchiformes; Sinipercidae
Gene: oxnad1
Product: oxidoreductase NAD-binding domain containing 1
Exons: 8
Coding region: 491-1423 (310 amino acids)
Cellular component (GO): mitochondrion
Molecular function (GO): oxidoreductase activity
Source: RefSeq, a predicted model, not a curated record